AUGAAAUGGUUUGAAACGCCCUCGGUUGUUUCUUUAAGUCCAGGUAUUACAAAUGUUUAUCUAAAUAAGCCACUUCUGUUAAUUGGGACGUUUUUGAAACACUAACAUUCCUGUUAGAAUAUAGCAUAUUUUUAUCUUCUAUAAAAACAGUCCUCCAACAAUGCCCAAAGUGUGAUUAGUCUGUUGGGAAGAUCUUUCAAACGUCUGUUGUCCGUGUUUGUCCGUGACAGAGAAUCACCCCUCGACGACCUGAUCGAUCUGAAGUCAGGAUCGUUUACCAGAAAAAUUUCCGCUUGAGAAACCGAGGUGAAACAUCGAGCCGUCUUCAUUCCCAUUGCCCUGUCUUUGAGGUGAAUAAUGAAGUGCUAUCCUCCUCCCCCUCCCCCUCCCCCUAAAGCAACAAAUCUGAUCUACCGAUGAGUUAGUAUAUAAAAAUGACUAUUUCCUUCCUUUUUCAUUUUUUUUUCAUGAGAAGCAUGUACAGGUGAAACAGCACUUGGGUUGGAAAGUGGUCUCGUUACAUUCCAGCAAAUGACGGCAUCCUCCACCUUCAAGAAAAAUCACGGUCCAUCUAACGGAAGACUCAAUCACGCGGCUGCAAAUGGAAAAACAGGCGCCUGGUCAGCUGGGGCUAAUGAUACAAAUCAGUGGCUUCAAGUGGAUUUUGGAAGAAAUGUCAGAAUUACAAAGCUCGCUACUCAAGGGCGUCAAGACUACGAUCAGUGGGUGAAGACAUUUACUCUUUCAUACACUCUUGAUGGCAACCCUUCUUUUCAGAUUUACCAGGAGAAUGGGGCUGAAAAGGUCUGGUGAAGUAUAUCUUGCCUGAUAAACAUUCCAGUCAAACAUAAUUUCUCAUACUUUUCAAGUAUUCAAAGUUUUAUAAAAGAAAUACAAUUAACUUGAGAAUUUGCUGCGAAAAUUUAAUUUGAGUUGUAAAAAAACAAACUUCGCUAUUGAAACAAACAAAGACAUUAAAAUCAAAAUUUUGGAUUGAACAGAGAAUUGCUCAUGUUUUAACGAGAAAUGUAACUAACUAAAAGUCGAGAGUCAGUUCUUAACAAAAAUGUCAUGACUGUUUCUGCAAAGGUAAAGACAAUUUUUCUCCUCGUUUGCCAUCCUGUUCAGGUUUUUAACGCAAACAAGGACAGGGACACCAUCGUGAAUCAUGUACUAAUUCAGCCAAUCAUAGCCCGGUCCGUCCAAAUAAACCCAAAAUCAUGGAAUGGUCAUAUCUCCAUGAGAGCAGAGUUUUACGGAUGCAUCCUUUCAGGUAAUGUCUGAGGUAAUUGGUUUGAUCGACAAGAAAUACUAACGUAGCAGUUUCUCUUUUUCGUGUUGGAUUAGGAGUGUAGAGCUCAUCUUUUUUUGAUCGUGGCGUUGAUGUGUUGGUCUCAUUCGAUAUAAUAGAUCUUUUGAUCAUUUAUUAAUUAAAACAAUGGUUUAAUAUUCUAUAGGACUCUGCCCUUCUUUUAUUCAGAUUAACCUUUCUGAACUACUGAGACAAUAACUAUUUUGUGAAGUUGCAAACAAAGGCUAUUUAUACAGCUACCCAAUUUUAAAGAGGGAAGAACAUCUGAGAGAAUUGCAUCGACUUUGUUAAGAAAGAGUUCUUAAGAUCAACUGAUUUUCCGUUGGUUGUGCAAUAGACCGAUACCAAGUGUUGGGCCGAGUAGUGCACAUGGAUUUCGUAAAAGAGCAACUAAAAACAAAGAAAAAGGUCAACUUUGGAGACUCCCAGGAACAAACUAAUGGAAUCGAGCUUGCAGUCAUGGCAGAUACCAUUUAUGUGAAGGUGCGUUUGACAGUUUUGUACUUAAGUCUAGCCAACGCCACAAUGGGCGCCUAGAGAGCUUAUCGUUUAUUUUUUUCGUGUUCUAGUCGGAGGGCUUUUUGAACAUAGCGGGAUUAUUAAAGAGGUGCUUCAUUAAAAUUAGCUGAGGGCUGUAAUAAAUAUUAUGCAUAUAGUAUUUUCCUCAUUUUGAAAACCGACGAUUUUGAACUUGGAGAUAGUGAAAUUAUGAAAACAUGAAGUUAGAAAUCAGGGAGACCUAUUAAGUUAGUUACAAAAGUGCGAAAAACCUCUUUGGUAAACAGUUAUUUCAAAAUUACAUGAUACACGAGGAACUGACCUGACAAAUAGGAACGCAUGAAUUAAUACUUAUCAAUAGUAUGUUAAUAGAUACGAUGUGUAAUUAUUCUAAAUUUCAAUCUUUGAUCAAUGAUUUGUUACACAGGGAGACAUUAAAAUGCGUGGCACCAAGAAAUUGACAAUGUUCAGCCGUAAGCUUUCAUUUUUGAAAGGAAGUAAACUGGAUCUCAGAGCUCCAGAUCUGCUACAAACCUUUGAUAAACUUGAACCUGGCGCUGAUGGAAAGGAUGGCAACCAUGGUGUAAAUGGGACCAUAGGUAAAAAGAUGGCUUUAAGUGCAGCCCGUAAUCUCUGUUCUAAUAAUGUAUGACGUAAGGGAGUUUCAGUACCAAGGACGCUAUGGCAACGUAAUAUGUCAGAAAUGUGCUAGAAACCUCUUGAGUGUGAAAAUAGUGACAAUGGCAAUGAUCUUCACAUUUAGAGUGAUGAAUAUGAUGAAUAUUUUGAAGGUCCCACCUUACGUCUCUUUUUUAGAAUCCCAGCUGCCGUAAGUUCUGCUUUCUUAAAGAUAUUUUUCCCUUAUAAUCAGUGGAGAUAUCAGCCCAUACUGUCGUAGGAUACAUCAACAUCAUAACUAACGGCGGUAAUGGAAACAAAGGCCAAAAUGGCGCGGAUGGGAGGAAAGGGGCUGACAGCAUGACAAAGGUAUAAAAAUUAGGAAACACCCACUUUUAUGCCAGUGGCAUAUGUAUUUAAAUUUAUAUGCGUUUGUUUGUCUGUUUGUCUGAAUAUCUCUCUAUUUGUUACCAAGUAAUCCCAUAUACCCGAUUAUAAUCAGAACCACCAAGGUUUCACUGUAUCAAUAACGAAAUCUCGCUCAAAAAUUUUAUUGGCAAAAUGGAUGGACGAUUAUCAUUCAGAAAAGAAAACAAAUAUGAUAAAAAUUACCUUUGACUUCCGGUGAUAUAGCCACAUCUUUGUAUGUUUAUCUGUAUGUGACACUAAAGAGUCUAUAGAUUCAUACAAUGGUAAGGUAAUUACAAGUGAGCUUUUUCCAAUUACAACAGGAGCUGGAUAAAACACAGUCAGACUGUAAUGCCCAUACUAAGAGGAAUGACAAGGGCAAAGUCACUGGGUGUACGGAAAAUAUCAAAGGGACACCAGGUGCCAAAGGAGGAAAUGGAGGAGAUGGGGGAUACUCUGGAAAGUCAGGUUAGUGAUCAGCAAUCAUAAAUAAAAAAUGGCUCGCGUGUGUUUAAUUACUUCACUUGUACCAUUAAAGACUGAUUGCUAAACAUAUCGUACGUCUCAAAACUGCAACAGGGCACUGCAAAAUUCCAUCAUCUCUCUUGACACACAAUUCCCUAAAAGCCUAAAACUCUCAGCAUAAGUUUCAAAACCUCGAUUUUAAUAGGAAAAUUAUUCUCGGAGCAAAAGGUUGCCGAAACCGUUCCCAUUUUUGAUAGAUCAGAAAUUAAAUAUUCCUGACUUCGCCGGUCACUUUGAAUAACUUCUUUUCACCUUCCAGUUAGUUGUUUGUGAUUUUUUAUUGUUGUUGUUGCUUUUUGUUUUUGCUCUCUUUGUUUGCUUGUUCUUUUUAUUAUUUUCUUCGUACAGUAUGGUUAUGUCACUGUUUUUGUUUUGUUUUGUUUUGUUUUGUUCGUUUGUUUUGUUAUUAAUUCACUCCAUUUCAUUUUUUAAUAAUAACUUGCAAGAUUUUAAAGUAAAGAAUAUUGGCACAGAAAGAGUGGUUGAAUUUUGUUUCAAAAAUGUGUAUUUGAGUGGAUGAUAUCGAAAUUAAUUAUAACACGUUUAUUUGUGCUGCCAAAGUUAUGAUUUGUCUAAAAACAGGUAAUGGAGGAAACGCUGGUCGUCAAACAUUCUAUUUAACUAGAUUGCUCGGGAAUAUAGAGUUAAAGACGUGUCGCGGAACAGGAGGACAAGCGGCUAAAAAUGGUGUCGGGGGAGAAGGUGACGUUUCGCAUCCUCUUCUGCAUUUUUAAAGCUCCUUUGCACAUUCACAAGUGGCAUAUCGAAAUUCUGCAUUCACUUAUCGCCUUCUAGAUCUUCUUUAGAGCUACUGCGGCCAAUUCCCAACUAUAUGCAUAAUUUUUUUGCGAUGUGGAGAGAUCCCUAGAAACUACGUCCCUUCCGCCAAAAUUAAGUUACAUAUUUCAAAAACCUAAAACUGCAUGUUGCCUUAGUUUGGUUAAAACACCAUCACACGAUCUGCAGAUGAAAAUUACUAAGAUGCGUUUGAAGAUGCUAAUGAUGAUAGUGCUGAUAACGGAUAAUGGCAAUAAUGAUGCAUUGCUACAUGAAAAAAUUAAUAAAUAAGAUGCAAAUGUAAAGGUUUUUUGGGAGGGUCAAAUCUGGACUUCAUCUUCGUUUUGAAUUGAACAUCAUCAAUCACCCUUCUUUAAACUGACAGGAGGCCAAGGUGGACUCGGAGGUCGUGGAAUCAAAUGCAAAUACCGCCGGAGAAGCAAGCUAGUCGGACUAGCAUGCAAGGCUGAUGGUCAAACUGAGGCUUCUCGAGGACCAACUGGAAAUAAAGGUCGCAGUGGGCAAAGUUGAGUGUUGCACUUUGGUUGCAAUUUCUAGCAAUAUGGUAUAAUGAUUUCUUUAGGGCAGAACGGCUUAUUUAUUCUUCUCGCGUAACCUUUCUUAACACCUUUAUCGUUUGACCCAGCAAGUAUCCUCCAACACUUUUGAAAAGGAUGAUAUAAAAUGAUCCCAAAAUGGAUCUCAUUUGAUCCAAAAGUUGCAUACCUUUGUGCUACAUUUCCCUCUUUUGUUUAUCCUUUUUUCAGGUUCAUGAAUAAGCCAUAAAAUACAUUGUAUUUUGUUUUAUUGUCUCAGCCCCUGUAAGCGCUGGUUCAACUGGUCAGAUAGCAGACACCUUACUGCAAAAGUUAAACCUCGAUCGCAGCCAGAAAGAUAAAUAUCCAGUGGUACUGAUGAAGGUGAUGACAAGAUACGCUGAAGACCUUGUUUGGCUCAACAACACCAGAAAUGCGCAAGCAGUUUUUGAGUUUAUAGCUGAUUUAGCGACUGGAAGAGAUGGGGACCUAGAAAAAUGUAAGAUGGAUUGGCACAUCUACUGACUUUUGAGUUUUCGGAUCUUGCAUUACCAAAAAAUUACAGCCCUGACUACAAAUUAAGGUGACUCAAUAUGUUGGAUUGAUACUAUCGGAAUUCAACAAUAAACACUUAACACAUGAUACAGCUAAAACCACGGUUGUUUUGAUAUAAAGAGGAUGUAAUUCUGUCAUGUUAACCCUAUAUGUCAAAAAAAAGACUGAAAAACAGCGAUCAAGAAUUGUCGAGAAAUAAUCGGACGAUUUUCUUGCAAUAGUCAACAAGACAAAGAAAGAAAGUGUAGAGGCUUCGAUUUAUCAAAACGUUAGUGUUUAACAUGACGAAGCAAUUUAAAGCCACCGUAAACUACAGAUAGGUUUCAUUUUUAACAAAAAUACAAAAUAAAGCUUGGAAAUGAUGGGCCAAUCGGAAAAAUGCUGUUUUAAAAAUGUAUUCCGGCACAAUUAUUGCUAGCCCGUGUCUUACAUGUUACUUCUGUUUACCCUUGAUGGGAAGCGCUGGUUCCUUUUAGAUUCUAAAAAGCUAAUAACGUUGUCGCUCAAAGCUAAUCAGAAGAAGAUUUGCAACUUUAAAACAACAAUGAAUGGAUCGAAAGUCAAAAAGGAAGAUGUCGCACCGUCCAACAACUUCUUUGAACUACUGGCUAAAGUAAAACAGCUGAUUAAAAAUCCAGUCUAGCGGCGAAAUUUAAUGAAAAUGCAUUUCAUUUUUUUUUCAGUUGCAAAGCGAAGGGUGGGUUUCCUAAACAAGAAAGGAUUUGAUAGAUUUGGAAACAAUAAACUAUUUGCACCUCUGAUGAAAUGGGAAACGUUUAAAGAACAACUUGUGCAGAUAAAAGAUAAUGCGCAAUCAUAUGAAAAUGCCUACAAUGAGAUACGGGCAUCUAUCGAACGACAGGAAGGUAUUAAGCAAGUGCUGCAAGCCCUUCCUUUACCAGCCAAGAUUCAAGUCCAUAAAGAAAAAGAAAGACUUGUGGAGGCAAGAAGGAUAGCAUUGAGCGAGAAAAGAGCCUAUGCGCAGGUGCGUACCGCCCGGCUAUUCAUUUAAGGACCCACUCAGUCAGAUAGUUUGUCCGUCAGUCAGUCAGUGAGUCCUUCGACUAAUCAGCCACUCAGUCAGAUAAUUUGUCCGUCAGACAGUUAGUCAGUCCUUCGACUAGUCAGCCACUCAGUAAGAUAGUUUAUUUGUAUAAUAAUAUGAUAGUGAGUCAGUUCUUCAUCACACAUUCACCCAUAUAUUCACGUGGUUACUGAAAAGUACGCUUUGGCGUUUAAGAGCGCUUGUCUGUAAAAAUUAAACAUAUCGCGGCAAGGGUGGAAAAUUCGAUUUCUUUCUUAUUUUAAUGUUAGAUAGGCUAGGCUAUAACUAAAAUCACUGCAUACUUUUUUUGGCGAAAUAUCUUUUUAUUUCAGGAAAAAAAAUACAAAUAACGAAAUUCCGUUAAAAUCGUCAUUUUUGGCAGCAAAUUAUUGCACGAGUUUGAGGGCUUCGCGUGCAAAAACGAAUCACUAUCUCGUCUUUUAAACACUCAAAUCUUCUUUAUCGAUCUCAUAAGACCUCACAAAAUGAUUUUUGUAAACAUUGCGCUCUUCUUUGACCUUUCGAGGUCAGCAUUCCAGCCGCGAGUCACACAUAUAUUUUAAUAUGUUUCAACCCAUAUGAGGCCGGAAAAUGUACAUGGGUACACAUUUCCAAAUGCUCUAACCUCAUUUGCUGUAGAAGAAACAUCAAAAGACCAUUUCACUGUGGUUAUCUUGUCGCUCGUCGUAUUUAUAACGUCCGAUGAAACUGCCUGUCAAUCUGCGAACUGUAACCAACCUUCGUUGUAAAACGUUUGACAUCUUUCUGCACUAUGGCAUCUUAUCCAGCGGUUCAGUUGACUGUGAGUAUUGUUCGGUUUGUGGUGCAGCAGAUUGAUCGAUGCUUUGAAAAGUGGCACUACACAUGUGUUGCAGUCAACGUUGUGUUGUUUACGGAGAGUCGUCACGCAAUGCAAGUCAUACAAUGGAAAGUUAUAUUUUAGGGGGUAGGGGAAGGGGAAAGUAAAAAGACGUCACUCUGCUGCUCAGAUUUUUUGUUCUUGUGAACAUCGAAAUCUCUUAUAUGUAAGUCGCGGAGAUCGGGCCUUUGGAUAAUACUCGUUGAAAAGCUAAAUUUAGUACCUGCUAAAAGUAGUGAGCCUAAGUAAACAAAACCUCGUUUAUGGUAAUUACACGAUGCCUAUUGUUUGCUUAGAGGCGGGGCUUCGGACUUUGUUUUUCACAAAUAUACUUACUUACACGUUCAACUUAGUUACAUAAGAAAUAGAAGGUUGUUGUUCGUUCAAGUCGCUUAUUGGCGGAGUUUGUUGUUACAAUACUAGAGAUCGAAAGUGUGAAACGGAAAUUGUUCCUUUAAUUUCAUGCACCAAGAAUAUCGCAAGUCAUAAGUCGGCUUUCAAAUUUACCGGUCCUGAAGAUGAGAUCGACCUUAUUUUGUGCCAAGCGCACAUAUGUCGGCCUCUCUGUAGUUUAAGGUUUUAAACGGUAGUUGGGACUGUUAACAGUGGUUAAUUGUAACACUCCCUUUUGCAAGCCCCACCCAUUGGCCACAGAACAUAGCACCCCUGCCUCACAUAAGCCACACAUCCCCACCACUGCGUUAUGUAGCAUGUCGCAGUAAAAAUGUACAAAGUUAAAGUUCCUUUGUCACCGGUAUUGCGUGACAACCCAAAUACUCAAAGGACGUACAUGUUUGUAGUCAACUCAGUUUAGCAUUGAAUUAGACUGUCAGACGUUAUCUUUUAGCAAUACUCGCAGUCAACUGAACCAUUGAAUAAGAUGCCACAGUGAAGAAAGAUAUCGAACGUUUGACAACAAGAUGGUGUUCGACAGAGUUGGUGGUUUCUUCGGACGUUGUCAUUUAUACAAACCUAAAUACGACGAACGACAAGAUAAUUACACAAAAAUGGUAUCUAGAUCGGUCUUCUGCAGUAAAUGAAGUUAGAGCAUUUGGAAAUAUGUUUGUAUGUACAUUUUUCGGCCUCAUAUUGGUUAAAACAAAUUAAAAUAUGUGUGACUCGCGACUGGAAUGUUGACCGCAAAAGGUCAAAUAACUGCAUUUUAACAGACUUUGAAAAGCUUUUGUAUCGCUCUCAAUCAUUUGCCCAAACAAAUUUUUACAAUUAUAUUGAGAACAUCUUUUCGAAAUUCAACCACUAAGAGCUUAAUCCAUUUGAAGGUUUAGCACAUGGUGAAAAUUAAUUUCAUUCACGAAGUAUUUUUACUGAAGAGAAAUGAAAUUUUAAACGCAAAGAAGAUCGCAGUGUUUACAAAAAUCGUUUUGUGAGGUCUUAUGAGCUUGAAAAAGAUUUGAGUGUUAAAAAGACGAGAUAGUGAUUCGUAUUUGAACACGAAGCCCUCAAACUUGUGCAAUGAUUUGCUGCUAAAAAUGACGAUUUUAACGGAAUUUUGUUAUUUGUAUUUUUCUCUGAAAUAAAAAGAUAUUAUGCCAAAAAAGUAUCCAGUGAUUUUAGUUAUAGUCUAGCCUAUCUAAUAUUAAAAUAAGAAAGAAAUCGAAUUUUUCACCCUUGCAGCGAAAUUUAGAAUUUGUCUGAUUUUUACAGACAAGCGCUCUUAAUCCCUAACCUAGCCCUCAAAGUUUUUAAUGUCAACGAUGAGUGCAAAAUGGAUAAAUAAUAAACCGCAUGUUUGUUUUUCAUCCUUUUGGGACAGGCCAUUACUGAAUUGGAAGCAAGCAUGAAAAGCUCACUUGAAGAAAUACUCGUCCAACUUCCAGACGUACAUCGGGCAGCGCAGUUCAACAAAAAAGACCUGUUUAUUGUUCUCCAAGCUUUAGUAGGAUUUGCCACUGGUACUGCAGGGAGAGAUCCAUUGGCAUUACUUGGGACUGCUUUAACAAUUGUCGGACAUUUUGCCACAAAGUGCAAUACUGGAUCGCUUCAAGACAAUAAGGACAAACUCGAAAAAUGGCUGAUGUUUGGUAAGGAAUACGCUGCCCUAGACGACUCUAGUGAUCUGGAUUUUGACAAAAUGGAUGUGGGAUCUGUACCGGAAAUCAUGAAGGUAUAAGCCCUCUAUAGAUCUAGAUUUCAGCACUUUUAAAGGAAAUUUUGCGACCGCCUGACAUGAGUUUAUUAGAAUCUUAAAACGCGGCUAGUAUCAUUAUUUCAUUGAGACACUGAUGGUGGAGAUGAAAUGUUCACGGUUUCUCUCCUUUUAGCUGAUAAAAUUCAAAGGAAAUUUUGACAAAAAAUGUUCUCAACUUUCUUUAAGACUAACCUUGAAAUGAACAAGGAAGCGCUUACUGCGGACCUGGUUUGUAUGAUAGAGGAGAGGUCACUUCCACGAAACCUUGCAAAAUUCAGGGAACAGAUAGAACGAUUUUUCAUGGCUGGGGGAGCGAGGAUUGAUCUCAUAGCCAAGGUUAUUGAUCUGGACAAUGCAGUUGGUGGAUACAACUUCGAUAUCCCUAAUUUAGAGCAAACAUCGAAUGAAAUAGAGAGCUUGCGAAACUCUGGAGGUAAGGAUCGAUGGUUGAUUACACGCUACGUAUGUGCAACAUGCAGAGUGAAGCAGCAGUCGUUGAUAUGGAGGCAGACCAAUCCAGAACACAACUGAGUAUAUAAGAUAUACUCCUGUCCAAAUCUAACAUAUGAUAUGUUUUUAUUACCAAAAUCAUAAGUGUAAGAUAAAUCCAGCUCGCAGGCCAGAAAUUCUAAAUUUUGACAGAGUAUUUCCUGUUUUAUUGAGUGUUGAGUAUUACUUCUUUGCCUUCUGGUCUGGGUGCUUUUUCAUCGUGGGGUUACCCCCUCGUUUGCCUGUACUCCACUACGUGGAGAGAAGUAAUUGGAGACAGAAGAGUCUUGCUCAAGAACACAGCACAAAGACCCAGUUAGGGCUUGUAACUAGGAGACAAUAGGGAGCUUACAAGUCAUUCAGCCACCAGCUUUCAAGCAGAGCAAUGACCAUAGAGCAAGGGGUGGGAUGAUGUUUUCUCUGGAGAGUGGUAGUUUAUCGGUUAACGGACGGGACUCCAGGUCUAGCUAGGAUGACUUGAUGUUAUUAUUAUGAGUGUAAAAGAUCGCACAUUUAAGAAACGUUGUAUUUGGUUCCUUGUUAACUUUGGUUUGCAGACUUAGACUCUCCAAUCGCUGAGAACAUACAACAGAUGUUCCUCGAUGAUUUACUUACUUCUUAUCAGCAGAUGGAGACAAGUUUUACUCAGAAUCUCUAUCAGUUUUACAAAGGCUUUGAGUUCCGCUCACUUUGGAAAGUUGGUGAUACCUUAGUCGACUUUCAGCGACGUGCAAGCGAAGCUGCUCGGGGGAAUGAACAACUUCGAGGUGUACUGGAACUGACUAAUGCUUUACAAGAAAUCGAUUCUAUUGAAAGUAAAGGGCGAAAAUGCUUCACCAGAUUCAAAUAUUCAACAAAUACACACAAAUGGUCUUUUAACAGUGUUGAACAUGCUACGGUUAGUAUUUUCAUGGACGGAUAUGACUUAUUUCGAGAUCCAGUCAUAGAGGUGUUGCCUUACGAAAUUUUGGCGGAAGAAGGGUCGCAGUACAAAGUGGGAAGAUUGGGUUCAGGGUUCAGGUUUUCCUGCAUUUUGAUUGGCUAUAUUUCCCAUAGCAUGGUAUUUAUGGAAAUUUUUGGAAGAUAAUAGUCCACUAUGUAUGGACAAUAUAUCACUGUAGUUUUUCAUAUUUGAAGAUCUAAAACUUGUGAAACAACUCAUACUACAGUUUCAGAGAGGUAUUUUCAUCGUGAUUAAUGCUCACUUGCACUCCUUUCGAAGUUGAUUACUUUUAAAAGAUGAAGAGCCACUCAAACAUUGUUUUCAUAGAGCAGGUCGUCAGUUCAACUCUUGAAAAUUCUUCGAGAUUAAGAAUACCUGAAAUGUUAGGUCUUCUUGUUGUUAGGUCUUCUGUUGUCCCUCGUUACUUUGUGAGUUUGAGGAUGACUUAGAAAAAGGUUGUUUUCCCUUUUUCUCUAUCUUUAUGCACUAGCUUUUUGAUGAUUUGCACAGAGGCAAAGCGACGUUCACCAUAGAGGUUUCUGACAAUUGCAAGUCAUGCUACAAUGUUCGUCUUUUGAAGGUAGGAAAUAUGUCCUCUACUGCUAAUGAGCCAUACAUCGAUACCGUAUGGCUAUAACACUUAAAAGACGACUAUGGCUACGAACAUAACACAUAUUUGCUUUAGUUUACUAGUUUUGGUCUUUAUUUACUUGGCCUUGUUGCUCUGCACGCUCUCUAACCUUCAUGGCCAUCGUGCUACUCGCUUGAUUUUAAUUGUUUUCUUUUUCGUUUUUUUGUUUGUGUUUUUUUUCUACUACUCGAUAUUUCUACUGCGCUGCGUCUUUUGAUGAAUAGUGUAAUGAACUCAGCGCUUGUAAAUACUAGUUCUCAGUAUACUCUCAGUUGUAACUUUAUGAAAUUUUCAGAUCGUAUGAUUCGCGUUGAUAUUCAGCAGAAGGUUUCUGAUCCUUAGCUAGAUUUAAGGGAGGCCAUUUCGCUUCAGUCGCAUUGAGAUGCGUUAGAUCUGAGUCAUUAUUUACUGUAGUUUUACCGUAAAUACUACAAGGCACGUUGUUUUGGAUUUCCUUUUAGUUCAAGCCACCAAGCAGCGCUACAUCACAUCGCAUUCGACAUGAUAUCCUCAUCACUAUCAUGUUGUUAUCAUGACAGCUACUAUCAAAAUCAUUAAAGUAAAGUUUUGCGUUUGUGUCUUCUUGCCUUCUGCAUGCGUGACUUAUUAGUGAUUUCUUCUGUUAUGACCUUUCCAUCCUGACUGAGAAACAAAAAUUGGUCUAAUUUCCACUGUGGCUUGGUAGUGACACAUUUGAUCUCUCUGCGUGGUUUUAAAUCGAUGAUUAAUCAGUCAACAGCUUGAUCUUUAUUUUUCAUAGAUGUAUGUUGAACUCUAUGGAAAAGAAACUCAAAGAGAAAACAACUUUCCAGCAACUGUUUAUCUAAGACUGCGACAUAUGAGUGCCUCGUUUUUUCGAGAUGGAUAUGGAAAAAUGAGAGAAUUCCGACAACAAAACAUGGACGUUUGGAGAAAGUUUGAAGUUUGA
Pocillopora meandrina is the source of this 12273-nucleotide messenger RNA. Lineage: Eukaryota; Metazoa; Cnidaria; Anthozoa; Scleractinia; Pocilloporidae. The record is from the annotation of a GenBank genome assembly.